GGCAUGGAGCUUGCGGCUUUCUCCCCCGUGCGAGUGCGAUUCGUUUAAGGGGUGGAUUUGGGGUCGCUUGGGGUGCCGCAUGCUUGGGGCACUCGGAAGUCGCGGCUUCUACACAAUGAUCCGUUAUUGCGCUUUGUUGAUGAUUACUUUUUUUUUCAGUCGCAUAGCUUCGACUUACCUCACUAGGCAGACAUUGUGCUUGCCCCCGUGCUUGGUCUUAGGGGUGGAUUUAGGGUCGCUUGCGGUGCUGCGUGCUUGGGACAUUCGGAAUUCGCGGUGUGCUGAUCCGUUGUUGCGCUGAUCACAUUUUGUUUCAGUCGCUUAGUUUCCACUUCACCUCACUAGACAGCCAUGGUGCUUGCGAUUUCUCCCAGCACGAUUCGUUUUAGGGGUGUAUUUGGGGCUGCUUGGGGUGACGCGUGCUUGGGGCAUUUGGAAUUUGCGGCUUCUACACACCGAUCAGUAAUCCUUUGUUGCGCUUUGGUGUUUAUCACAUUUUUUUUCAGUCGCUUAGCUUCGACUUACCUCACUAGGCAGCCAUGCAUGGAGCUUGCAGUUUCUCCCUGAGCGAUUCGUUUUAGGGGUGGAUUGGGGGUCGCUUGGGGUGCCGGCAUGCCGCAUGCUUGGGGCUUUCUGAAUUCGCAGCUUCUACAUACUGAUCUAGUGAUCCGUUGUUGCACUUUGUUGUUGAUCACAUUUUUUUCCUCACAAUCUUAGUUGACUUACCUCACUAGUCAGCAAUGGAGCUUGCCCCCGUGCGAUUCGUGUUAGGGGUAGAUUUGGGGUUGCUUGGGGUGCCACGUGCUUGGGGCAUUCGGAAUUUGCAGCUUCUACAUACUGAUCCAGUGAUCCGUUGUUGUGCUUUGUUGUUGAUCACAUUUCUUUUUCAGACGCUUAGCUUCGACUUACCUCACUGGGCAGACAUGGAGCUUGCAGCUUCUCUUAGUUCCAUUCGUUUUGGGUCGCUGGGGACUAGGGUGUUGCGUGCUUGGGGCAUUCGGAAUCACAGCUUCUAUGUGCUGACCAUUGUUGCGCUUUGUGUUGAUCACACACUUUUUUUUUGUCAAUUGCUUAGCUGCAACUUACCUCAUGAUGAUGUGUUUUAUUUUGUGGUUGUGCAGAUCCACGCAACGGUACUCCUGUACAACUAUUACCACCGGAAGCAGUUCCCACAGCUUAAAUUCGCUGAUCCCCAGCGAUUCUGCAUGAUCGCCUCCCUCACUGCCGGGGAAGCUCUGCUCGUGUACCUGAAACAGGUCCACGAGCACCACGACAAUGGCACUGGGGGUGGGCUCUCGGUCACUGACGAGGCAGUCGUCGAUGCCUGCAAUAUUGCCGAGGCACUCGACGCCACGAAGGACUCCCCCGAGAUGGUCAUGUGGCCCAUCACCAAGGUCGCUGUUCUGCUUCUCAAUAGGACAAAGAUGUGCUUGGUCAAGCAUGGAUCUCAAACCAAGGGCGUCUACUCGAUCUUUGAGAAAGAUAUCACGAUGUCAUUGGGUGGAUCACAUAGCAGUGAUGUGUCAGUGCAGGAAUCGAGCAAUAAAUCCGUAGCACUUCCUUCUGAACCAUACGUGCUUCAGCAGAUUGCAUAUUCAGAGGCGCAGCUCAAAACAGGUAUCAAGCGUGCAAACUUGCGGUUUCUCGAAGAACAUCGGGUGUACUCAUUGAAUAAAAAAGGGACAGCUACGAUGAUGUUUGUUCUGCAGUAUGAGAAAAAUAUCAAUAACAAGCUUAAGGAAAUGCCUUUGAAAGUUCUGGUCGACAGGAUGAGUGGUCCUAUACUUAGAAGUGAUCCGUGUCCUGCAACGACAUGUGUUGUUGAGUGCUAUCAUUUACUGCCAUACAAGGAGAUUCUGUUAAACAUCCUGAACAGAGCGUGGCCUUUGGAUUCUUCACUGAGCGCUCCAAAGGAACAAUUAUCUCAAAAUGGAAACCCUUCAUCCCACUCUGAAAUAGAUGAAAGUUUGAAGGAACAAGAAGCUAAUAGCAAGUCCAAACUGAAAAAAAUAAACACAAAUGUUUCAACUCCAAAGAAAAAUAAACAGGUAGUAAAAGCAGUUAGUGAUAGUGGCACCAACAACUGCACCACCACCAAAAACAAAAAAAACAGCAACACGAACAGCAAAAGAAAAUCCGAAACAUUCAAGGCCAUACUCCCUACCUACCCAGAGCAUGGAGAUGGCGAGAGCCCCACAAAAGAAACUGACUCACUUGCUGCUCCAGAUGUGGAAAGUUUAAAAUUUGUGAGCGCAAAACCCGCAAAAGCAACAAAUGGUGGUUCUAUAGACUUACAAGCCAGAGUCCAAAUGGAGAAUAGAAAUACAACCCAAGAUAUCAUUCUGGCACCAUAUGUUGAUCCUUUAAUUAACAAUCAUGCUUUGGAAAGCCAAAAGGAGAAAUUCACAGUAAAGUCUGGUGGCAUCUCAGAUAACAUGAAUGUUCAGAAGUGUGCGACACUGCAGUUACUUCAGAAGAUGCGGGAUGAUACUCUCCGUGAGCAUUGCAUGCUUGGAGAUCGAAGUGCUCAGUAUGAAAUGGAAAUUCAAACAAUCUUGACAGAAGGGGAUAUGACCCCUAAAGUGACGUCAAUUCUGAAGAAAUAUGAGAACAACUGGAACAUCAUAGAUGCUUCCAAUCCAACCUGCUCUGGAAAAGGAUGCCAAAACAUGAACUUAAAGAGGAAGAAACUGAAAGAGGCCAUUCUUCUACGCAACAAAUGCCAGGAACUGGAUGACAUAUGCCGUGAGAGCAAUUGGAUCCUUCCAAGAUACAAAGUACUUCCGUCAGUUACAGGUGAUAUGUACCAAGCCAGUGUCUACCUUACGGGCCCAGAUUUCAACUUGAGUGCCGAUGGUGAUAGGAAGAUCACCCCUCAUGAGGCGCGUGACUCCGCAGCGUCCAACAUGUUGCACCAGCUUCAGCAGAAGGCAAAGGAAAAUUAGAAGAGCAGCAGGUCUUCACAGCAUCCCUUGAUGAUGCAGCGUUACCUGGCUGCGACUUUUGAAAUAUAAGGAAGCGAGCAGGCGGCUGGAAAAAAGGACCAUCACAAGCUCAGAAUUUGAAACAUCCUGGGGGAAGCAUCGUCCAGUUACAUUGUUUUGCUGUUGUAAUGUAACCUCUCCAGAGGCUGCUGGUGUGCUGGGUCUCGCACAGUGUUUGUUUUAAAUUUAUGGAUAAUAUUACUAGUUCCAGGUACACAAUAACCUUGUUUUCAGAUCCCCACAAAGCUCUAUGGAAAAGGAUAGCUGCUUUUUCAACACUGAA
Panicum virgatum (switchgrass) is the source of this 3267-nucleotide messenger RNA. RefSeq lists its product as uncharacterized. The record is from RefSeq and is a predicted model, not a curated record. The transcript has 12 exons. Bases 741 to 2945 code for a protein of 734 amino acids. NCBI's taxonomy places the organism in Eukaryota, Viridiplantae, Streptophyta, Magnoliopsida, Poales, Poaceae.